Molecule: messenger RNA, 2700 nt
Organism: Schistocerca nitens (vagrant locust)
Lineage: Eukaryota; Metazoa; Arthropoda; Insecta; Orthoptera; Acrididae
Product: PC4 and SFRS1-interacting protein-like
Exons: 3
Coding region: 903-2420 (505 amino acids)
Biological process (GO): regulation of transcription by RNA polymerase II
Cellular component (GO): nucleus
Molecular function (GO): double-stranded DNA binding; transcription coregulator activity
Source: RefSeq, a predicted model, not a curated record
GAACCUGUCCGUGGAUGUUUGUUUGUAAACAUAUAAUUGGCCACCAAUUGUGUAAACAGACGUUCUUAGUCAUGUGAGAUCGGUGUGAAAUUUAGUGAAAUUGUAUAAUGACUUUAUUAGAAGUGUGAAAAUCUCUGUCAAUACAUUGAUUUGCAAUGCCUGAGAAAGUAGUUAUGCGUUUUUGAAAUUGUCCACCACGUAUAUGAUUCAGAUUUGAAAUAUGAAGUACGAAGUGAUAUAUAAAUACUGACUUUUAACGCCGUAAAAUGGGAAAAGGGUCAGUGCUACUUCACUAACAGUGCUGACAGAAAUGAGCAACGAAUACAUGGCAGAAGAAUUGGUACAGCAUUGCUGAGACAGUAAUGUACUUGUUACCAUGUUGUUUGGCCUAUUGGAACUAAAUCCUUUGGCUGACGGAAUUCGCUUUUAUCCAAGAAACUGCCUAAUGCUUCUGACUGCUGCAAUGAUUUUAAAGUAAAUAACAUUAACAAGUUUGUUGGUGUGGUCAAAACUACACUGACUCAUUGCAUUUUAUAUUUCAUACAGUAGUCAAUUAAGACAACUUAAACAAUGAGCAGUAUAAAAACAACAUUGAAAAGAAGCAGACAUUGACUUGAUUUUAGUUUCUGUAAUAUAAUCAUAGAGUGUCAUAGAAUGCUUAUAUUUGUAUCUCUUGACUUAUGCUCUCUGUUUAAAAAUAGUCGAAACAUUGGAGUUUACAGUACAUCAUGUGAUCACAUAACGGCUAUACAGUUCCGUUCAAAACAUCUGCCUUACACUUAGGAAAAAAGUAACUUUUGCUUAUAGUUAUCUCCUAGACAGUAUACACAAAAAUGCCUCACUAAAACAUUUCAGCUUCAUUCAUCACAUUCAUUUGUAGUGAUAUAUUUUAUAGUUCUAAAAUGGCCGGUCCUUUUAAGAAAGGUGACAAAGUUUUUGCAAAGGUUCGUGGGUAUCCACCUUGGCCUGCCCAUGUCCAGUGUUUAGCAGAAGCAACAAAUAAUAAGUUAAAAUAUCAUGUAAUAUUUUAUGGGACCUAUGAGACAGCAGUCUGCAAGGCUGAAGACAUGUUUCCAUAUGUUGAAAAUAAAGAACGAUUUGGAAGACCAUUGAAGAGGAAGGGUUUUAAUGAGGCAUUAGCGCAGAUAGAGAAUGGAGUUAAUGAUAAGCUCUUUGAAACAAAGUGUAAUGAAGACAGCGAGUCAGACUGGGAGUCGGAUUUCAACCAAACCUCUCCUGAAUCACAAAGGGCAUCCAAAAGUUCUGAACAAACUGAAGGAAAUUCUGUUAACCAGCGAAGCUCAAAGAUUUUGAAGUCUGCUGAUAAAUUAAACAGUAAAAAAUCUCUAAAUGAAUCUACAUCACCUUCGUCUCAGGGUGAAGCACAAAGAGUGAGUCGCUCUGGACGAAAAAUAAAGCCCAAAAAGUUUGCUGAUGAUGAAAUAACGGGGACAGGUAUUAUUACAGACAACAGUGAACACAGUGUUCGAGCCGUAGGUGGUUCCUAUGAUCAAAACAAGAGUAAUGUGUUACCAAAUAAUUAUACAUUAUCUAAUAUUGUUAGUGAAGACAAUGCUGCAGGCAGUGAAGAUGAUCAGGUGGAUUUUUGCAGAACAGGCAGAUCUCACCAAUUCCCAGUGUCUCAUAAGAGGAAGUCCUCCUUGCAGACUGGAACUGCAGAAGGAGAUAACACAAUAUUUAAGCCACAUGUCGAACUGUCUGAACCACCUGUGCAGAAUGCUUUGCCAUCAAUUGGAACUACUCGACUUACUAAAAUAAAACAAUUGCAAACUGUGAGUCAACUGUUAUGCUUAGAUGCUCUCAUAAAAGCAUCUACUUGUUGUUCAAAAGCCAAGCUUGAAAACUGUGUUAAAUAUUUAACUGAACUGGCAAACUUGCCAGUAGACUGCAACACAUUGAAAAGGUGUCCCCAGAUUGUAGUUACAGUAAGGAAGCUGACUAAAUACUUAGGAAACACUACCAACUUAGAGACACCUGUUUCUGAGGGGGGGAAAGCAACAGAAAAAAUAUUUCUUAUUCAGUAUAAAUCUCAGCAAAUAUAUAACAAGUACAAAGCAAUGUUUACUAAUUUUGAAAAAGAUGUAUCUUCUUCAACAUACUUAAAUAAUGUAGAUUAUUCCCAUAGACAUAGUUUUUCCAGUGAAACUGGCAGUUCAUCUGCAAGUGAAGUAUUUCCUGCUGUGAUAUCGCAACCUGGUCCUAGUAACACUGUAAUAAGAAAGCUUUCUACGAGAGGAAGAAAAAUAGGCAAACCUGUUGCCCAGCCUAGGCUAUCCAGAAUAGUAGGUAGGCCAGCAAAAUUUAUUAGAAGGUCAGUACAUCACUCCAGAACUACCAAUGCUGACAACAGACGUAGAGAGGAUGUAGAAAAUUGGCCGCCCAGCAGAGAUUCAACUUGAUUUGCCUCCUCAAUGUUCUAAACAAAACUAAUGUAAAGAGCCCAUUAAUAAAGAAAAGUGCUUGUAGAUGUUUUAUAAUUUACUGUAUUAGAGAAAGAAGAUAACUGUGAAAAUUAUUGUUAAUGUUUUGCAUGUAUUUGUGAUCACAACAUUUAUAUAAAUAUUUUUGUAUGAGAGGUUUUAUUUUGUAAUUGUAUUGUGUACAGAUGUGCCUUAAUUUAAAUGAAAUGAACAUUGUGUGAUGCAUUGUAGACUGUACAAUAUUUUAUGUAUAUUUUCU